This is a messenger RNA of Dibothriocephalus latus, 336 nucleotides long. The record is from the annotation of a GenBank genome assembly. Lineage: Eukaryota; Metazoa; Platyhelminthes; Cestoda; Diphyllobothriidea; Diphyllobothriidae.
AUGCCUCGCGUCGACGGUAGACGGCGAAGCUUUGGGGAAAUCGGAGGCGGUGACCAUGACAAAGAGACUUUCCUCGUCUUUGGCCCUUCGCAGGGCUCCGAGGAGCACGGCUGGCUUCUACAGACCUACGACACACAUGCCAGUUCAGCGCACAUUAUCGGACACAUUCAGAGAAGGGACUUCGCCUGCGUUGUUCUAGUAAACGCGCCGAUGAGAACAGAACGAUCGUACCACGGCGCUGUGGUAUCAGCCGGUGACAUUGUCGUUGGUGGCGGAUUUGAUAUACGAGGCCGCCUAGCCACCUGUGAAGCUUACGUGGUGAAUACCAAUGAGUAA